AUGGCAGACAAAUACAAAGAAUAUCUCACGGCAAAUGUCCUCGAUGAAGGGAGACCGAUCACUUAUCGCUUGCUCAGUAGAGCCCUAAGAGUUCAUGUUGAUCUGGCAAAACAAAUGCUGUACGACUUCUAUCAGAAACAGAACGCAAAGAACUCAGGGUGUCUGCACGCUACCUACAUAGUCUCGGGCACACGACAAAUGAGGGAGCGAAAACUCGCCAAUGGAGUACAGUCGUAUGAUGGAGGACACAGAUUCAUGCAAAGUAGCCCUUCUAUGAGGCCUGCGCCAAGAGAGGAAGAGAAAGAGGAGACGAUAUCCACAAUUUCUGUUGUCACAUUGGUCACUGAAGAACAGCUGGAAGAUGCAAAAUCUAGCCUGGACAAAAUUACAAGCUUACAUGUCUACAGUCUACAGCCAGGAUCCAUUGAGAAUGUUCAUAUCCUCUCGGUUUGUAACCAAGAAGUGUCAAUGAAAUAUGCUCCGGACGAUCCUUUGAAGGCAUACGAGAUAUAUGGUACAAUACAUAAUCCUGAUGCCAGACGAAGGACUAUGCGCAGGCAGCCUCCCGCACCUACCCCAGCACCAAGCAAAAACACUGUCAAUACGCCAGCCAAAUCCACGUCCAAGCAUUCGCCCCCGGCCCCGUCGGAUUCAAAAGCUACUGCUGCGCCAGAGCGACGAGGUAGUACUGAGGAUGGCAGCGCAGUUGUGAGACCGUCGCCGGUGUCAGAUGUUUCGCUAAAGAAACCAGAAAACAUAAAAAGUGCCUCCAAUCGCGGUCAAUCAGCUUUGUUUAAAUCGUUUGCAAAGACUCAACCCAAAGUAGCAAAAGCGGCAUCUCCAAGAAGAUCACCAGCUCCUUCAGCUGAACAAACUGCCCAAGAGGACGAAGCUAUGGAUGAUGCAGACGCAUCGGAUGGAGAAAAUGAGGCCGCGGCCAUCAAAAAGAGAGAAGCAGCGCAGACAGAACGGAAAACUCGAGUUGAAAGAGAGGCACAACUACGGAAGAUGAUGGAAGAGGACGACGAAGAAGAUGAGGACGAGCCUAUGACCGAUUCUCAUGAGUCUGAGAAAGUAGAAAGCCAAGAGAGCGCAAUUGACGCAGCGAAGCCAGCAGAUUUAGAUAUCAAAGAGCAGACCGUACGUGUUGAGAAUGGUCGGAGACGAGGUCGGAGAAGAGUCAUGAGAAAACGGACCAUCAAAGACGAAGACGGCUAUCUUGUCACAAAGGAGGAGGCAAUAUGGGAGUCUUUCUCAGAAGACGAACCGGUGCCAAAGAAAUCUAAACCCACUCCCUCAACCUCCACUGCAAAGGAACCAAAGAAAGGUAAUAAACCAGGACAGGGUGGCAUCAUGAGUUUCUUCAAGAAGGGAUAA
Molecule: messenger RNA, 1377 nt
Organism: Pseudovirgaria hyperparasitica
Lineage: Eukaryota; Fungi; Ascomycota; Dothideomycetes; Acrospermales; Acrospermaceae
Exons: 5
Coding region: 1-1377 (458 amino acids)
Biological process (GO): DNA synthesis involved in UV-damage excision repair; DNA strand elongation involved in DNA replication; nucleotide-excision repair, DNA gap filling
Cellular component (GO): delta DNA polymerase complex; nucleus
Molecular function (GO): DNA-directed DNA polymerase activity
Source: RefSeq, a predicted model, not a curated record